AUGGCAAAUAGUUUAUUUUGUAUAUUAAAUUCUUCUCUAACUAACAUUAUAAUUAGUUCCAGUUUUCCCAGUGCCUAUGUUGUUCAGAGGAGGCUAAUUUCUGACUCAUGGGAGUUAACCGACAAGGAAAGGCCCAAAGUCAGUGAAUUAGACGUACAUAAGCGUAUUCUUACUGGCGCUGAUAGGUGUAAGCUAAGGAGGCAGGACUUUCAUCAGUUUAUGAAGGGUAAAAGGCCUAUCUUCUCAACCCACUUAAAGGUAAAUCUACAAGGACUAUUCAUUCUAAGCUGGUGUAUUUUAGCAAGUUUUAUGACGUGGAAAAUCAUGGCGCCAGAGGAUUACUCAUGGGUGGAAUCGGAAAGAAGGAGGAUCAAGGAGGCCAGGGAUAAAUUAGACAAGAUCAUAAAACUAGAACGUAGCCACUAG
This is a messenger RNA of Babesia microti strain RI, 426 nucleotides long. Its product is annotated as conserved Plasmodium protein, unknown function. Bases 1 to 426 code for a protein of 141 amino acids. Lineage: Eukaryota; Apicomplexa; Aconoidasida; Piroplasmida; Babesiidae. The record is from RefSeq and is a predicted model, not a curated record. The transcript is spliced from 2 exons.